Podarcis lilfordi (Lilford's wall lizard) is the source of this 3903-nucleotide messenger RNA. Lineage: Eukaryota; Metazoa; Chordata; Lepidosauria; Squamata; Lacertidae. The record is from the annotation of a GenBank genome assembly.
CUCUUAUAUCACCUCGUAAGCGUCAACCAGUUGUUUUUUUUUGUUUAAAUGAGCGUGAGGUCACUUCCGCCACUCCGCUCCAUGCGGAAGCACGUAGGCGCCCUUCUUCUUCCGGAGAGGACGUGUUCCGACGCGCCACGUGACAUGAACAGCGCAGACAGGGGGUUGCUCGCCACGUGUCUGUGCAGCAGAGCGGUGGGGUUUUCAUCUCGGGUUUAAAAUGCUGUGUUAGUUCGGUCCUCUGCCGGAGAAGGAUUCGGGUUUUGUUUUUGUUGUUUUUCUCCCGAGAGUGGUUUUUUUUUUGAGGUGGGAUGGGAGUACCUGCUGGGCUGACAAGGUGAGUUUCUUUCAGUGGCCCUCUCAUUUUGCAUCUGUACUUCAUUGAUUGUUAUUGCUUGGGGUGGAUCCUGCUGCUUUUCUUGCAUUCACUCAUUCGUUCGCUGCGGCUUCUGCUUUUACCGCCGCCAAUCAUUCGAGCUGGUAAAGUGCUACAAAAAGGCUGGGGUGCGGGUGACAAGUGUGGCGUCUGUUUGCCAUAUGUACCCCAUAGUGGAAGAACCCUGGCAUCUUUAGGUAGGGCUGGGAAAGACUGCUGACUGAAACCCUGGAGAGAAGUUGAUAGCUAUGAGCUAGAAUGCUAGAUCAACCAAAGGGUUUGACUCUGCUUCAGGCCACUGCCUACAUUCUUGGUGUGCGUUUACUCAGAAGUAAAUCCCAUUUCAUUGCAUGGGUUUACUUCCAAAGGAGAGGUCUGCAAAAUUGUAGUCUUCCCAGUUGUUAUAGGAAUUCUAAGGUCUAAUAUAUAUAGAAUAAAUGUUCAUAAAUGUACAAGGCAAACACACAUGCAGAAGUGCAGUGUCUGAAACAGCACAGGAGAGCAAUCCUGAAGCCAUUUUGACUCCCUCAAAUUGACCUCAAAUAUUUCGCUGCAAGGAGGAAGGAAAUGGGAAAAGCUUUCCAGUUGUCUUUGGACUGUAAGGGGCUUACACCUCCCUUUGCAAAUACAGUCUGGCCAGUAUCUGUUAAGCUGAGCAAACUAUCAAUAUAUGUAAGAGAUUCAGGAACUAAAGUAUUUACCAUCACAAAAGAAUGGCCAUGACUAUCCUGACAGACAGGUUUUCUGCUGUAGACCGCCCCCCUGUGAUGUAUGUAUGAUGUUUUGGGGGGUGGUCUUGAGCUAUAGGGGAGGCAAUUUCAAAGGUCUAUAUAAGAGCUUGCACACCAUUGUUCGGGGUUCCUCUCCUCCCUCCCUGCGUGGGAUGAGUGGGGGACCCUGUUGCAACAGUUUAAUAAAGAUCAUGCUUACUAGCUGCUUUGCUUCUCAAUAUUCUCUGGUUGGCCUCUGUUAUUUUCUCCUACCGAAAGAGAACCUACAUAAGGACUCUAUACGGGCUCUUGGAUACCCCAUAAGGGAUAAAGGAGCAGUAUUUUUCUUAUAACACAGUACUUUGUACAAUCAAUUAUUUUUUCAGCUUGUUUUGGGUCAAUACAAAAAUGAUUUGGUUUGUGGUCAUAGCUUCACAACAAAGCUAUUUUUCAGCACUAGUACAGAAGUGGAUCAUGCCAGCAUCGUUCUUGCAGCAAUAGUAGUUGGCAGUAAACUUUGUAAAGGCACACAAUGGUAAAUUGACAUUGGCAUAUUGAAACUUUGGUUCAGGUUAGCUUGACCUUGUUGGCAGUCUAGUACUUGUUAAACUCAUGGCCUUAUGUUCACCUAAGCCAACUAGUUUAUGCUACUCUUGCAAAGGCCUGUGAGACCCCUACAGAAUCAUCUUUUUAAUCUUCUGCUGUACAGUAUGACCACAUCUUGGAAGGUAAGGAUGGUCACAUGGGGGUGGUUCAGGUAUAAGUGUUUUGUGUAUACAUGCCAGCCCUGGAAUGUGACCCCCGCACACAAUGUGAUCAUUUGUGCUGAGUGAUGGUCUGCUAUGUAGCUGAUCCUUUUUGCUAUAGCCAGAGUUUCUGACUCCCCCAGCCCCAAUAAUGUAGCCCUUUCAGUAACCUGGGGGUCAGUUUAUAGUCAUCAGAAUCACGUGAUUAUUUUGUCCUUGACCAUGCCAAAUCUGGCUGCAAUUUGGGAUAGAGGAUUACAUUCAUGCUAAGCAUUUUUGGGAGGGUACACAAGCCUAAGAUCCACGCACAUAACUUUAAAUUAUGAUCCCCAUUGCAUGUCAGCUCAGCCAAGGAGUCAGUAACUUGAAAUUCCAUAGUUGUGCAUACAGGGCUAGUGAUUUGAUUACUUCUCUUUGAGACUCUUAGGAGUACCUGUUUUUAUUUGUGUUUUAUUAGUUGAAUUUUCUAUUCUGAAUUCUGAUACAGGUGCUGUCUAAAGCCUUUCUAAUACAAAUUUUGAUUGCAAGGUUGGGGUGACUGAUGCAGAGGCAACUCCCCAGCUGAAGUUCAGACGGAUAGUAAGUUGUUUUUUCUGUUGCUUCAGCCUUCAUUGAUCAACCCUUUUGAACAGCAAGAGAAUGGGUCCCAUAUGAUUUAUUUAUGUAUUUAUUAAAUGUGCGGUAUAUUCUGGCCUUCAUCUGGGGAUCACAGGUGAUUUAGAAUAUAAAGAACAUUAAAAUACAUAACAUAAGAACAAUGUGUGUUCGGCUGCACAUUGUUUGAAUGUCCUCAAAUAAUAAUUGCUUUGUCAGCCAGUCAUAAUUUUGGGGAAUAUUCGUUUAUCCUUCACAGUUAACAACACUGAAAGAGAGAAAAUGGUGAAGACACUUGUGCUUGAUGGCAAGUGAUGACUGAUCCAGAGUACCAGGGACGGGCACAACACACCAAUGAAACCACGUGUGUGUUUACUCUGCAGUGGAAAAUAAUAUUAAUUGCAUCUGUUUAAUGGUCUUACAUGUAUUGCAUUGCAAGCUAUUAAUCCAACUGCAAUAAUCUGUUUCUUACAUUUUAUUUAUUUUAUUUUAACUUUGCUUCUGCAGGCAGUCACAUAAUUGGUGCCAGAGAGUGGGCUCCUGGAGUCCUGGCCAGUUCCACCAUCGCUCGCUUUGAAGCUCAUCCAUUUGCCACAGACAUUUGGAUCUGUUCAAGGCGAUGGGCAGGCAGCAGUACUUGGAAGAUGCAGCGCGGCAGCUGGCAGACACUUGCCCUGCCCAAGCACGGUUUUUACUGUGGACACUCAGCAACAGAGAAGACAAAACCCAAGAUUCUGUGAACCGAGUGUGCCAUUACUGUUUCCAGUUUCUCCUUCCAGGUAAUGUUAGGGUACGUCUGAUGCCUAAAAAGAGGGUGACUCCACAGAUACAAAAACUACUUAAUCGGGAAGCAAAGGGCUACAAACUCAAUUUAAAACAAACAAAGCUUUUGAAGAAGUACAAGGAAGCAAAGAAUGUUCUGCUGGUUACCUGCAACGCAUGUGGGAAAACAACAAGGCAUUCUGGGAAUAGUAGAGAAGGUUUGGGUAGAAAGGCAUCAGCCGGGAAGUCUUCAAACAAAAUUACACCUGUCAGCCACCGUCAUUCUGGAUCCAACAGAGGGACACCCAAUUCCAGAACAUCAUCUGGUCAAUCAACACCUCGUUCUUCCUCCAGGACUCAGAGAAACAUCAAAGACCACUUCGCACAGCUGAAAAGACUGCUUCAUCUUGAAGAAAAUAAAAAAAGUAAUAAGGGGGACCUCAAAAACUUCUUACUAUCACUUUAAUAUUUUUGAAAUAAUUGAUGUAACAUAAUUCCAGCUAAUUAAAGGAAUGCAUCACUUAAAAAUAAGCCCGUGGUACUGCAUUAACUAUAGUUUUUCAUGGAGCAAAGUGCUAUGAAACUAGAGGUGCAAAAGGUCUGGGGAAAAAACUUGGGAAAAUAGGGGCAGGAACUGCCCCCCCUUCUUUCCAUAGCCUUUUUCUUGUAAAAAGAUUAUGGAAUGUUUUCUUUUUUAAUGAUGAAUAAAACGUUU